Messenger RNA from Boleophthalmus pectinirostris (great blue-spotted mudskipper), 1992 nucleotides. It is a transcript of the gene ankrd6a, whose product is annotated as ankyrin repeat domain 6a. The record is from RefSeq and is a predicted model, not a curated record. The transcript has 13 exons. Gene Ontology annotation, cellular component: cytosol. Bases 1 to 1992 code for a protein of 663 amino acids. Gene Ontology annotation, molecular function: protein binding. Lineage: Eukaryota; Metazoa; Chordata; Actinopteri; Gobiiformes; Gobiidae.
AUGGGUGAGCAGGCGUUGGCUCGUGUCUCUCACUGGGGCUCGAGGAAGCGCAUGGCCCUGCACCAAGCUGCGAUGGUGGGGAACAGCGAGACCCUCUCUGCCCUCAUCCAGGGGGGCUGUGCUCUGGACCUACAGGACAGAGACGGUAACACAGCUCUACAUGAAGCGUCCUGGCAUGGCUUCUCAACGUGUGUCAAACUGUUAGUGAAAGCAGCAGCUGAUGUCAAUGUUAGAAAUAAGGCAGGAAACAUUGCUCUUCACUUGGCUUCUCAAAAUUCACAUGUUUCAUCCUUGCGCCUUCUGCUGGUCGGAGGCUCAAAUAUCGACACAAAGAACAAUGUGAGUGAGACAUGUUUGCACGUGGCUGCUCGCUAUGACAACAGAGACGUGGUCAAACUCCUGAUCAGUUCUCAGUGCUCUUUGACAGAGAAAAAUGAGAGAGGAGACACUGCGCUUCACAUUGCUGCUGCUCUGAACCAUAAAAAAACAGUCCAGCUCCUGUUAGAGGCUGGAAUCGACGCAAAUCUCAGAAAUAAUGCAGGUAGAACAGCUCUUGACAAAGCCAGAGACAACAACCACAAAGAACUAGCUGUACUUCUGGCCCGAGCUCCUCAGGUGCAUCGUUUUCUAAGAGGGAGGACUGUAAAAAAACAAAGAGAAAGACAAAGGAAGCCAGUUGCCAUGUUGGAGCAGGGUUGCAGCUCCGCCACAGAGGAAGUCCCCAGUUUUGAACAACAACUAGAACAAUCAAAAGGCUUUAAAAUGAGAACGCAUCUGCUUUACCAAGACCGAGUCACGAGUCCAAUCUCCCACGGCAAGCACAAGACCCGGAAACAGGAAGAGAAGGAUGAGAUCAGGGGUGAAAAAAAUGUGAAGAAUCGUGACAGAAAACAACAUUUGUUUGAAGACAGUGAUGAUCUCUGUCCCCAGUUUGGAAAGUCAUACCAGCUUUACACCUUAUACAGAGACAAGGACGGCAACGUGAGACAGUCUCCUGCCAGCGGUUGUCACUGUAAGCCGCUGUUUAAGAAACUGGAGAGUGAGCUGAAGUCCACUCAAGAGGAGAUGAGACUCCAGAUCCUAAACGUCCAAGAAGAAGUGAACAGCAGGAUCGGACAAAUGGAUCAACGCAACAGACAGCAGGCGGCUGUGAGAGGAGAGCUGAAGAGGUGGUGCGUGUCUCAGCUCAGUAGCAGGGAUGUUCCCACCACACCCACUAGUUCUCCCUACUGUCGACUCCUGCACUCCCCCUCAGUGGGACAGUCCUCCAGGGAGUCUUCUCUGGAGUCCCUCCCUCUCCUCUCUGUCUCUGAAGACAGUAGCACCUCGCUGGCCACAUAUGUCAACAUCACCCCCUCCUGGUCAUCCUGCAGCCUGGGCUCUGAGCCGGAGACGAGCAGCAGGAAGUACUUUGAAAUGAAGGUGGACAGGUCUCCAGAUGACUAUGAGAACACAGCGCUGUUUCCUCUCUCUGGUUCUAACCGGCGACUGAAAUCUGCUGCCCCCUCCAGGCAGCCAAUGGGAAUACAAGAGAGUGACUCCUCAGCUGCGUUGCCUGUGAAGGGGGAGGGCUUUGGGAGGAGCAGCAGCAGCAGUGUAUCCAGUGACUGCACUCCCAGAUGGUUUCCACCAAAGGGACGCACACAGGAGCCCAGGGGACAGGAGCUGGUGAGGGUGGGACACAACCAGGACACCACCGUAGAGAUUUACAUGGACCGCCCCCCCACUGAGACCACCUUCACCCAGGAGAGGAGCAACCUGCACGCUAUCGAGGUGACUCAGCGUUUUUUCGAGACUGUGUCCUCUCAACUGGAGCUCUGGUACGAGAGGAAGAUUGUGGAGGUGGAGAAGCAGACGGAGGUGCAGGCUCAGAGGGACAAACAGGAACUACUGCAGCGAAUCGGCUCUCUGGAGGCGGAGCUUAAGAGCCUCAGGAUCAAUCAAAGCACAGAGAAUACAGCAUCGAAUCACAGCACUGAACUUCGAGACUGA